Molecule: messenger RNA, 1632 nt
Organism: Tetrahymena thermophila SB210
Lineage: Eukaryota; Ciliophora; Oligohymenophorea; Hymenostomatida; Tetrahymenidae
Product: ImpB/MucB/SamB family protein
Exons: 2
Biological process (GO): DNA repair
Source: RefSeq, a predicted model, not a curated record
AUGGAUUAGAGAUAAUUAGAAGUUCUCAUUGAAGAAGAUAUUAAAAAAAAAGAAGAAUAUAAACAAUAUAAAUAUCCCCAAAUUGAAAAUACCAAUAUUUUAUUUGAUGAUUUAAGAAAACAAGUUUAAAAGUAGCAAAUCUCAUUUAGGAAAUGGUUGACUAUUGGUUUAUACUCUCUUCAUUUAGAUGUUUUGCUUUCUGAAAGACAGUAAGAUAAAAAUCAGCCAUGCAUAUUGAUCAAUUCUAGUAAUCAAAUUUGCCAAUUGAAUAAUUAGGCAUUCUAACUAGGAAUAAGAGUUGGAAUGAAUACUUCUGAGAUAGAAAAUAUUAUUUAAAACAUCCUUAUACUUAAAAUGUAGAAUUAAUAGAGCUCACAGGAAGUUUUUAAUUCAAUCUUAAGGUAUUUACAAUAGAUUGAUAAAGAUGUAGAGGUGGAUUUUAAUAAUAAAAAUAUAUAUUAUUUUCUCAUAGAUGUAACCAAUUAUAUGACUGAAAAAGGUUUUGAGAAUCCAGCUGAUAUAGCUUCAUCAAUUGCAAAUUAUAUUCAUAAUGAAUUUAAGGUAGAAUCAUUCUGUGGGAUAGGAGCAAAUACUCUGCUCUCAUUCCUUGCAGCUUAAAUGUCUUUUCAUUCCAUUUUGUAAAACUCUUGUAUAAGUAGAAUUUAAGAAAUUAAAGAUUUUGUCUCUCAUCUUCAUUUAGAUAUAAAAAUGAUGACUAAUUUAUCAGAAUCUCUGUUAGCCUCUCUUGAAAAAAUGAGAAUCAUGAGUAUAAAUGAUAUUAAUAAUAAUUUAAUCUAAAUAUAUCAAACUUUUCCAUAAAAUGUUACAAAUUCUCUUUUGUAGAUUUACUAUGGAGUAAGCAGAAAUUACCAUAAUGUUUAAGUUGAAAUAGAUUAAUUGAAAGUAAGUAGAAUGCUUAAGUUGGGAGAGUAUUCAAUAUAAUAACUUCAAUACUUAGUUGAUCAAAUAGUAGAAUAAAUUACUUUGGAUAUGAAACACUACAAGAGAAUAGCUAAGAUAGCUAAACUUUAAUUAACGAAAAUAGACCAUACAAAUAUUGUAGUUAAAAGAGAAAUACUUCGAAUAGAUUCAGAUUAUUUUGACCUAUUAAAAUCAGAGUGUUUCCAAAUGCUUAAAUCCCUUUAAAUUUAGAAUCUCUUGCUUUAAAAGAUAACAAUUCAAGUUUUUGAAAUGAUCCCUAUUGACUCUAUAAUAAAUUCAAACAUAACUUUUGCAUAAAGAUUUUAUAAGUGCGUUUAAUAACAACAAUAAAGCAAAAAAAGCUCUUUGUAACCUGCACAAAUCAAAGAAUAAAGCUCAACAAACUAUGGAAUGAGUAACACCAAUUACAUUCAGAAUUAAGACUAAAAUAGGUUUUCUUUUAAUCAGAAUAACUUAUUCUAAUAAAGAGAAGAAAAUGAAAAUAAAAGUUUAAUUAAAGAGUAAAAAAUUGAUUUACAAUAAAAUAAAACUUUUUUUUAAUAAAAUUAACAAAAAUAAUUUUUAUAAUAAAAAACAAAUAAUAAUUAAAAUAAUCAGCAAUAAAAAAGCAAACAAUUAUAAUAAACUUAGCUUUUUAAACAAAGCAACUAAAGUUAAAUAUCCCAUUUCUUAAAAAACCAAAAAAAUUGA